CCCGGGUGUCAAUCUUCCAAACUAGCCGCUGAGUGGCUCCUCAGCCCAGCCGGCUGAUUGGCUCCUCCCGGCCCCACGGGCGCUCCCCCUGCCGCCGUGGGCUGCCCCAACCGAAAACCAGACUUCGUUAAACCACAGCACCAGGUAAGGAGCUACCUGCCCUGCCAAGAAUCUGCGGAUGGGCUGGUGGAAAAACCCAGUGUCUUCCAGGGACAGGAAAAAAUACUGAGGCAGAGCAGGUGCGCAGAGGAAAUAAGCGACUUGUGGAACAAUGAGGCGGCUUGGGCCUGGGUUGGUGAAGGGGCUGUAAGCCCAAAGGACUGUGCUUCCCCAGGGGGACAGCGCCCUUAUGGGUUCCCACCAAGCUUGGGGUGGCUUUGACAUAAAACAGGUGUGUGGUCUGGGAUGAGUGCGCCUGAUGGGAAAUAGUGCCUGUCUCCCACACUGGUGUCCAGCCUGUUCACCAAGCAUACCAGCUCCACAGAUGGGGAGUGGUGUUGCACUUUGAAGAGCAAAGAGGAGAUCUACUAACCCUGUCAUCUCUACUGUUGAUUCCUUAGGUGUGCCUGGCUAGAACAACCCUACUUGCAAGCAGAGCCUUUUUCUGCUCUUCUUUUGUGCCCCCUAGGAAGAGAAUGGAAUUUGCUCACUGACAUUAAGGAAUCCUCCAAAUUCUGCCUUAAAUAAACUACCUAUAUAGGGCCUGAAGGAAAGGAAGGCAGAAAAAAAAACCCUGUUGGGAAGCAGGUAGGCAGCUGAGCUCUGCUACAGUGGGUGGUGGGAGGUCUCAGCGUAAGGAGAUGGGCUGCAGUGCUUCAUGCCAAACCACCUCCAGCUGGCCCACCAUGGCCUCAUUGAGUGCUCCCAGCCCAGCUGUGGUACAGCCAGUCUGCAGUGCUUGGGAGGAGGCAGAGAGCCCAGCCCAACCUGCCAGAGGGGACAGCUCUGACAGCCACCCCAGGAGUGAGGUGGAAUGGGAUGCAAUAUUCCCCUCCUGCAGCCAUGUGAGAAAAACUUUCCCACCACAGCCCAGUGCUCUGCUGGAAAUGGGAAUUAAUUCUGGGAAGGGGAUAGUCCCAUCACUCAUGACUAGCAUGGCGGUGGUCCUAAGAUUUACAGGGACCUGCCCUGAGAUGUCUUUGUGGCCAGCAGAGGACUGGGGGAUGCAGUGGGGGUGCUGUGGCAAGGGACGGGAUGGUGAUGAAUAGACAGAGGUGUGAGGGAGGUGAGUGCGGAUGAAACAGAGGGGUCUGGGGAUGCAGUGCAGCUCUAGGAGAGAAGGAGCAGGCUGCUGGAGCCUGGCCCAGGCACCUUGGCUCCUGAGGAGAGCCCAGGCACACGUUUAACCUGGCUCCUGUUCAGGAGCUGCUGUCAGGACUCAGAUUAGCAUGAAGGUUAUUUUCAGUCAAAUAUUUCUACAGCCCACCCCUUUCCCCUCCCUUACAGUGAUUGAAUUUCUUUUUUCCCAUGGUCCUCUGGAAAAGAGGAGGAGAAGAACAAGCAGGGCAAAAGGGGUGCCCGGGAUCGCUGUGUGAGAGAACUGCUUUGUGUCCAGUCAGCUCAGGACAACGCAGCCUCACCUAACACAGAGGCCAGAGUCUUGCCUGGGCCAGGUGUCCCAAGCAGCUAUAAGAGCUGCAGACAUCCAUCUCCUCAGUGAGAGGCAGGUACCCUGCAGUGAUGGCCAGGCUGCUGGCCAAGACCUGCUGCUUCAAAGCUCUUUCUCAGGCUCCCAGAUGCCCCUCUGGGCUGGCGGCUGCCAGAUCCUGGAGCCACAGGCCUCUCACUGCCUACAUGCCUGAAGCCGUCGCCUUCCCCAGAUCCAAGGACCACCAAGAUUUAUACAAGUUGUCAGUGGGGCAGAGUGACAUCUUCUGGGAAGCACUAGGAAGGAGCCGGCUCACCUGGAUUACCCCCUUCCACUCUGUCCAGGACUGCAACUUGUACCAGGGCAGAAUCUCCUGGUUCCUGGGUGGGCAGCUAAAUGUGACAGUGAAUUGUCUGGAUCGUCAUGUCCAUGUAGCCCCAGACAAAGUGGCCUUAAUCUGGGAGAAGGAUGAACCUGGAGAGGAGGUACGGGUGACAUACAGGGAACUACUGGAGCUGACAUGCCGCCUGGGAAAUACCUUGAAAAGGCAAGGGGUGAAGCAGGGUGACAGGGUGACAAUCUACAUGCCCCCAUGCCCACUGGCAGUGGCUAGCAUGCUAGCCUGUGCCCGCAUUGGGGCUGUGCACGCUGUGGUGUUUGCUGGCUUCAGUGCAGAGUCUCUCGCUGACAGGAUCCGGGAUGCCCAGUCAGAGACGGUGAUUACAGUGAACCAGGGGCUAAGAGGUGGCAAGGUUAUUGAGCUAAAGAAGACAGUGGACCAGGCCGUGAAGCAGUGCCCUGGAGUGAAACGAGUUCUGGUUUCUAUGAGGACCACCAGCAAAGUUCCCAUGACAGCUUUAGAUGUGCCCCUGGAGGAGGAGAUGAUGAAGGAGGAUACAUGCUGUGAGCCUGCUGUCAUGGACAGUGAAGACAUGUUGUUUAUUCUCUACACUUCAGGCAGUACUGGCAAACCCAAGGGCUUGGUUCAUACCCAAGCUGGUUAUUUGCUGUUUGCUGCUCUCACACACAAGUACGUGUUUGACUACCAGGACAGGGACAUCUUUGGCUGUGUGGCAGACAUUGGCUGGAUCACCGGACACACCUACGUGGUCUACGGCCCCCUCUGCAAUGGUGGUACCACUGUCCUUUUUGAGAGCACUCCUGUCUAUCCUAACCCUGGCCGCUACUGGGAAACAGUAGAGAGGUUAAGAAUUAACCAGUUCUAUGGGGCACCCACCGCCAUCCGCCUGCUCCUGAGAUACGGCAAUGAAUGGGUGAAGAAGUAUGACCGCUCUUCUCUUAAACUGCUUGGCUCAGUGGGGGAACCCAUCAACAGGGAGGCAUGGGAAUGGUACUUCCGCGUGGUUGGUGAGACACGAUGCCCAGUAGUGGACACUUGGUGGCAAACUGAAACAGGAGGCAUCUGUAUCUCACCCCGUCCUUCUAAUCCUGGAGCUGAAAUCCUUCCAGGCAUGGCUAUGAGACCCUUUUUUGGGAUCAGCCCCUGCCUCUUGGAUGACAAGGGAAAUAUCCUUCUUAAAAAUAAUGUCUCUGGAGCUCUUUGCAUCUCACAAGCCUGGCCUGGUAUGGCACGAACCAUUUACAAUGACCACAAGAGAUUUCUGGAAACUUACCUGAUUCCUCGUCCAGGAUUUUUCUUCACUGGGGAUGGUGUGUAUCGUACCAGUGAGGGCUACUACCAGCUAACAGGACGGCUGGAUGACGUCAUUAACAUCAGUGGACACCGGCUGGGCACUGCAGAGGUGGAGAAUAUUGUGAGUCACCAUGUGGCAGUGGCAGAGUCUGCUGUCAUUGGCUGCCCCCAUGAGAUCAAGGGAGAAGGAGUCUAUGUGUUUGUUGUGCUGAAGAAGGACAGUGGCUACACAGAGGAGACUCUUUCUGCUGAGCUACAGGAGCUCAUCUCAAAGAAGAUGGCUAAGUAUGCAGCUCCAGAUUAUGUUCAGGUAACACAAGCAAAUUGGUCCAACACCUGCACUGACAGAUUGGCUAAGCCCUUCCUUCAGUCUUGGCUCUGUUCCUCCCCAUUACAGGUCACACACCAGCUGCCCAAGACACGCUCGGGUAAGAUUAUGCGUCGGGUGCUCCGAAAAAUUGUGGAGAACAAGGCCAAUGAGCUUGGGGACCUAACCACCCUGGACGACUAUGAGGCUGUGCAACAGAUCAUAACGGGACACAAGCACCUUGUGGAGCGGCAGAAAGACAACUAGCUUGGCUCUGCCAGCAGCCAUUUCCUCCUCCUUCACUGCAAAACCAGGGAAACAUCCAGAAAAGCCACUGAGCAAGUCGUGGCCAGUAAGUUGUCAGAUCACAUCUCCACUGCAGUCUUAGAGUGACCUCUCCACAAGAAGAGACCUUCA
This is a messenger RNA of Catharus ustulatus (Swainson's thrush), 3966 nucleotides long. RefSeq names its product acetyl-coenzyme A synthetase 2-like, mitochondrial. The record is from RefSeq and is a predicted model, not a curated record. Gene Ontology annotation, molecular function: acetyl-CoA synthetase activity; AMP binding. The coding region runs from base 1681 to 3816 and encodes 711 amino acids. Gene Ontology annotation, cellular component: mitochondrion. The transcript has 13 exons. NCBI's taxonomy places the organism in Eukaryota, Metazoa, Chordata, Aves, Passeriformes, Turdidae.